Messenger RNA from Phalaenopsis equestris, 1996 nucleotides. Its product is annotated as cytochrome P450 704B1. Gene Ontology annotation, molecular function: heme binding; iron ion binding; monooxygenase activity. NCBI's taxonomy places the organism in Eukaryota, Viridiplantae, Streptophyta, Magnoliopsida, Asparagales, Orchidaceae. The record is from RefSeq and is a predicted model, not a curated record.
CCUCCUUAUGUCCAACCACAUCAUAAACAUCACAAAAAGAUGGUUUUAUUUCACUUUCUUCCGUUUCCUUAACUCCCAUCCUCCCUCACAACAAAUAUAUGAAGAACCACAGCCACAGCAACAUCAAUCAAUUCUGCAGCCAUUAAUGUCUUCUUCUUCCUCAAGCUCCUCACUUCUGCCAUACAACCAACUCAUUGCUUUCACCGUCGUCUUCCUCAUCAGUUGGAUCCUCCUACAUAGAUGGGUGCACAGAAACCGCCGGGGUCCGAAGACAUGGCCGCUCGUCGGCGCCGCCAUCGAACAGCUUAACAACUAUGAACGCAUGCAUGAUUGGCUUGCAGGUUACUUGUCUGAAUGGAGGACUGUUACUGUUCCCAUGCCUUUCACUUCCUACACUUAUACUGCAGACCCUGCAAAUGUGGAGCAUAUUCUGAAGACCAACUUCAGCAACUACCCCAAGGGAGAGAUUUUUAGAUCAUAUAUGGAGGUAUUGCUGGGAGAUGGGAUAUUUAACGCGGAUGGAGAGCUGUGGAGGAAGCAGAGGAAGACUGCCAGCUUUGAGUUCGCUUCGAAGAACUUGAGGGAACUCAGCACCGUUGUGUUUAGGGAGUAUGCUUUGAAGCUCUCUAACAUAUUAUGCCAAGCCUCUUCCACAGAUCAUCAUCAAGCUGUCGAUAUCCAGGACUUGUUCAUGAGGAUGACAAUGGACUCCAUAUGCAAGCUUGGUUUUGGAGUGGAGAUAGGGACACUGUCUCCUCAACUCCCAGAUAACAGCUUUGCUCGAGCUUUUGACACCGCAAACGAGACCGUCACGCUUCGAUUCAUCGAUCCCUUGUGGAGGUUGAAGAGGUUUCUGUGUGUGGGAUCAGAGGCUGCCCUCAAGCAAAAUAUUAAAAUUGUUGAUGACUUCACCUCUAAUGUUAUACGUACAAGGAAAGCUGAGAUCUUAAGGGCUAAAGAAAAAGGGCUUCAUGACAAUAAGGUACAGCAUGACAUACUAUCAAGGUUCAUCGAGCUCUCCGGCGCCGACAAUGACAAUGAGAGCGAUUUCGGCACGGAAAAAAGUCUGAGAGAUGUGGUGAUAAACUUUGUGAUUGCAGGGAGAGACACCACUGCUGCAACCCUCUCAUGGUUUAUAUACAUGUUAGUCAGACAACCUCAGGUGGCAGAAAAACUGUAUACAGAGAUGAAAGAGUUUGAGGAGAUGAGAGCUGGAGAAGAGAAUAUAAAUUUGGAUUUAUGUGAUUUGGAAAAUGAGGAUUCAUUCAGAAACAGAUUAUCACAUUUCUCAAGGCUUUUGGAUUAUGAUUCAGUAGGAAGGCUGCAAUAUCUGCAUGCAUGCAUUACAGAGACGCUGAGGCUAUAUCCUCCUGUUCCUCAGGACCCAAAAGGCAUAUUGAAGGAUGAUGUUCUGCCAGACGGAACGAAGGUGAGAGCCGGGGAAAUGGUGACAUACGUCCCCUAUUCAAUGGGAAGAAUGGAAUACAUUUGGGGCAUCGACGCAUCAGAGUUUCGCCCCGAAAGAUGGCUAAAUAACGACAAUAUUUCCGUCCAAAACAACGUCUCUCCGUUCAAGUUCACUGCAUUUCAGGCUGGUCCCAGAAUGUGCUUGGGGAAGGACUCCGCUUAUCUGCAGAUGAAGAUGACGGCGGCGUUACUGUGCAGGUUCUUUCAGUUCAGACUCGCUCCUCAUCACCCUCCUGUUAAGUAUAGGAUGAUGGCCAUACUUUCCAUGGCGCAAGGCCUGCAUGUGCUCCUUUGCAGGAGAGGAGCGUGAAUUUUGAUGCAUGGAUUUAUGUUAUAUUAUUAAGUUGUUUAUAGUAUGGUUAGAGAGAAAAUAUUACGCAUGUUUGUUGUCCAGAAGUGAAAUUGCAGACAAAAUCAAGAUUAUGUCAUGCCCCCUAAAUGCUUACUUCCUACAACAUGUAAGGACCAAUAUUCACAAAUCUAUGUUGCAUCAUCAUAAUGAACACAUCUAAUUGAUAAAUUAGAUUUA